GUUGUUUGCAACUUUCCACCACUCGCUGAAGUCAUCUUAUAUAUCCAGACAAAAGCAUGGCUGCAGACCUUACCAGCUCCAAGAUCCCUCUUUGGCUUGAUUGUGACACAGGACACGAUGAUGCCUACGCUCUCCUUCUUAGCUCCCACGACCCGCGAGUCGAACUGCUUGGUGUCAGCACCGUCCACGGCAAUGCUCCGCUCGACCAAACUACCUUCAACACCCGUGGCAUGCUAGAGGCUAUGGGCAAAGGCCACAUCAAGGUCUAUCCGGGUGCAGCAAAGCCAAUAACGCGCGAGGUGGUACACGCUGCUGACAUUCACGGCGAGUCUGGUCUCGAUGGGGUUACAUUGCUUCCGCAACCCCUCGAACCAGCAAUCACCGAUGUCGACUUCCUUGAAGCGAUGUAUAAGGCUCUAAUUGCUACACCACCGAACUCCGCGUGGCUCGUUUCGACAGGCACCCUCACGAAUAUCGGAUUGGUUUUCAAGAAGUACCCCGAUCUCGCAGCACAUUUGAAGGGUCUUAGUAUCAUGGGAGGCGCGGUUGGCGGUGGUUUUACGAAUGCCCCAAUGGGUAAAGUGAAAGGAGAGGGGGAGCGGUUUGGUAACUGGACGGCUUAUGCCGAAUUUAAUAUUUAUUGCGACCCCGAGGCUGCGCAGUCCAUCUUCGCCAACCCUGUCCUGAUUCCGAAGACAACACUUGUCCCGCUUGACCUCAGCCACCAGGUCCUUUGCACUGAGACAAUUCGCCACACGCUACUCUACGGCUCAGAUCAACCUCUUGACCGCUCCACGGUAGACACGAGUGGGACGCCAUCUCCUCUCCGUGCACUAUUCACACAGAUCACGUCCUUCUUCGCCGCUACCUACGCCGAGGUUUUCGCCUUAACGGAAGGGCCGCCACUUCAUGAUCCUCUCGCCGUCGCCGCUGCGAUCGAACCAUCUAUAUUCGAUGACAGGGGAGGAGAGCGCUUUAAGGUAGACAUCGUGACUGAGGGAGCACAUUCUGUCACUCAGACCAACGUCGGAGAGCUCGGACGAACAAAGGUGGCCAAGCUCCCGCUGGGAGAAGGGGGCUGUCGAAUUCCACGUGGCUUGGAUCUGCCUCGAUUCUGGGAGAUGGUGGAAAGCUGCCUGAAGAGCGCUGACAGCGUCAGUCCAAUGGCAAAGGUCUCGCUUGAAGACUUGAAGAAGGAAGGAAUUUUGGAAGGCUUGGCAUAACUGGUUUGCGGUGUUUUGUGUUUAGCGUUCUGCCACGAAUAUCCCUUGCCAAUGGAGCAGGCCUCAAUUUGCAGAGAUCAGGAAAUUCAAAAAGUUCCCUUCAGCCUUACAAACACAAAGGGCCAUGCGUACACAGUAUGGCGGAAUUUCAGGAACGCCUCCCGGAGCAAAAGACUUCCAGAAGGUGGCUGCAUUUAGCCUGUUCACUUAGCGCAUAUCGGGCAUCUUUCAACGCCGCGGCUCCUCAUAUUCAACCCCAAAUUCAUUGAACUUCUCCGUCGACGCCACAUAGUAGUCGGGUGGGUGGAGACCCUGAGCCUUGCGGGGU
Molecule: messenger RNA, 1551 nt
Organism: Lindgomyces ingoldianus
Lineage: Eukaryota; Fungi; Ascomycota; Dothideomycetes; Pleosporales; Lindgomycetaceae
Product: Inosine/uridine-preferring nucleoside hydrolase
Exons: 6
Coding region: 57-1223 (388 amino acids)
Biological process (GO): purine nucleoside catabolic process
Cellular component (GO): cytosol
Molecular function (GO): purine nucleosidase activity
Source: RefSeq, a predicted model, not a curated record